AUGAAUUAUUUGUCAAUCAAUAUAAAUGGAGUGUCCUCUGUUAGUAAGGGCAAUUGGGUGAAGAAGCUUAAAAGGAAUCUGAAAGUGGAUGUUAUCGGUCUUCAAGAGACCCAUCGGUCGGGCUUGUCGGAAAAAAAUCUUCGAUGUUUCUGGGAUUACACCAAGUUAAAAGUUGCUACGGUUGACUCAGUUGGAAGAUCAGGGGGUUUGGCUUUGCUUUGGAACCCAGACCGGUUUAGUGAUGAUUUAAUGUUGAAAAAUCAACGGUUUCUUUUGGUUUCGGGUUUUAUGGCUGGAGUUGAGGAAAGGUUGAAUUUGAUUAACAUUCAUGCGCCUAAUGAAGCCAGAAAUCGAAGGAUUCUUUGGGCUGACCUUCUGAAUUUGAUGUCCCAGAUGGAAGGUAUGUGGGUUUUAUUUGGAGACUUUAAUGAUGUUCGAGACGAAUCCGAAAGAGUUAACUCAAACUUUGAUAGGGGAGCUGCUGAGUCCUUUAAUGAAUUUAUUUCCAGCGCUGGUCUUUUCGAAUUUGCUAUGUCUGGGGGUAAGUUUACAUACAUCUCUGGUCACGCUAAUGUUAAAUUCAGCAAAUUAGACAGAUUCUUAGUGUGUGAGUCUUUCUUAAAUCGAUGGCCGGCUGCCAAAGCUGAAGUUCAUGAUAGAGGGGCUUCUGACCACUGCCCUAUUUCUCUGAAUUGCAAUCCGCUCGAUUAUGGCCCAAUUCCUUUUAAAUUGUUCAAUUCUUGGCUGGAGGACCAAAGGAUGGGUAGUAUAGUUCAAAGUGUGUUAGAUGCUCCGACCUUCGGGGGUAGAUACGAUGAGCUCUUGGCCUACAUUCUUAAAAAUAUUAAAGCAGAGAUAAAGAAAUAG
This is a messenger RNA of Helianthus annuus (common sunflower), 867 nucleotides long. RefSeq lists its product as uncharacterized. The coding region runs from base 1 to 867 and encodes 288 amino acids. NCBI's taxonomy places the organism in Eukaryota, Viridiplantae, Streptophyta, Magnoliopsida, Asterales, Asteraceae. The transcript has a single exon. Gene Ontology annotation, molecular function: catalytic activity. The record is from RefSeq and is a predicted model, not a curated record.